This is a messenger RNA of Amyelois transitella, 1497 nucleotides long. RefSeq names its product 15-hydroxyprostaglandin dehydrogenase [NAD(+)]. NCBI's taxonomy places the organism in Eukaryota, Metazoa, Arthropoda, Insecta, Lepidoptera, Pyralidae. Gene Ontology annotation, cellular component: cytoplasm. The transcript has 5 exons. The record is from RefSeq and is a predicted model, not a curated record. Gene Ontology annotation, molecular function: oxidoreductase activity, acting on the CH-OH group of donors, NAD or NADP as acceptor. Bases 173 to 982 code for a protein of 269 amino acids.
AACACUAUUUAGUCUGAUAAACCAACUGUUACAAAUAUCUCGUGUUUAUAUUGUAUAUACUAUAAUUUUUUUAUGUGGUAAAAUUGCAACAAUUUCGUAAGUGAAUAAAGUUAAAGUUUUUUGUGGAUAUAUUUAAUUUUUUUCUUUUUGUUGGAUUUUAUUGAGUGUUGAAAUGUCAGUGCCAUUCGAUUUGAAAGAUAAAGUGUGCUUGGUGACCGGCGGGGCAGCAGGCAUUGGAGCUGCUGUGGUCAGAACAUUUUUGAUGGAAAAUGCCAGGGCCGUAGUUUUCCUAGACGUGGCCGAGCGUGAAGGUUUUACUUUGGAGGCUGAACUCUUGACCAGAUUUGGACCUCUGCGAGCCAAGUUCAUAAAAUGCGACGUCUCUGAUGAGGAAACCCUUAGCGAUGCGUUCAAGCAAGUCCUUAAUAAAUACACCAAGUUGGAUGUGGUUGUCAACAGCGCAGCGGUUUUGGGUACUGGCCAGUCUUUUAAGAGGACGAUUGAUAUUAAUUUUACAGGAACAGUUGCCAGUACGAUGAGAGCAGUAGAAGUAAUGGGCAAAGAUAAUGGAGGAAACGGGGGUACAGUUCUCAACAUAUCGUCCCUUUUAGCCUUGAAACAGCACCCUCAUUUACCCGUGUACGCAGCUACGAAAACAGCAGUUCUAUAUUUCAGCAAUGCUUUUGGAGCGGAGUUGCAUUAUUCAAAGACGCAGGUUCGCGUCCUAACCGUGUGCCUCGGGCCCACAGACACCGCCAUUCUUCAGAGGCUCAACUUGGAACACUUUAAUAAAGAUGGCGCCUGCUUGACCCCGACUCCUGAGAGGCAAAAGGUGGAGUCAGCAGCCACGGGUAUCCUGGAAACGAUCUACAAAGGUACCAGCGGAUCCACCUGGAUGAUUGCAAAUGACAAACCGGCUGUAGAAAUUACUCACAUUAUCAGCAAAGGAUUCGAAACCCUCUCAAAUCUGCCUAAGGAUUAAAAGUGAACUGAAAAUUUAAAAUUUCGUAUAAACGUAUGGUAAAAGCUAGGUUUAGAGAAAAUGUUUGUACUUGCAACGCGGUAGCUACACAAUUUCAUCUCUUCAUCAGAAUUGCUUCAGAUUAAAGUCUCGACAUUUGAUUCUUUAAAAUUAUCCUAUUAUUCAUAUUUUUUAACAACAGUUCUUUGCAAUAAUUAUUGAUCACUAAUCUUAGUAGCGUGGACUUAAAAUUGAAGUUUUAUUUGGUAACCUUUUUUUAAGUUAAAUCUCUUUUAGUAGUCUUGCCAGUUGGUGUGUGAUAUUAGUGAUGUCGCCACUGUAAAUUCUGCCAGCGAGAUCCAGAUCAAUAAGAAUAAGUUCAUUGCUCAUCAUGCCCAGGCCGGGAAAACCACACGAUGUAUAAUACAUCAACUUAUAAUAAUUUUUUACAUAUAAAUUGGACUUAAUAGAUAAUAAUCUGUAAAUUGAGUGCAAUAAAAUAUUUCACCCCACUUACAGUGGAUGUUGUAAAAUAA